AUGAAAAUCAAGAAAAAGCAAUCAAAUCUCAAAAACAAUCUAAUGAAACAUCUACUUCGAAUGUUACAACUUAUGAUAUUGAUCCGAAAGAAUUUCAAGAAUGCAUUGAUUGGGAAAAAGAAAUUCAAAAUCAUACCAAAAAACGAUCAUUCUCAACUUUAGAUUGUGAUUCCCAAGAAUCUAAAGAAUGCAUUAAUUUGGAUAGUAAUUCAGAUGUAGUUCAAGUUGGUAUCAAUAGUGAUAAAAGUGAAAGGAAAGAUGCAAGGUUAACCAUUCCAUCAUAG
This is a messenger RNA of Diversispora eburnea, 284 nucleotides long. The record is from the annotation of a GenBank genome assembly. Lineage: Eukaryota; Fungi; Glomeromycota; Glomeromycetes; Diversisporales; Diversisporaceae.